CAUGAUACAGGGACUGCUACAGGGAUUUACUUUUCCAGCGUGCCAUGCGGCUUUGGGGCUUUGGGCGCCGCUCAAUGAACGCUCGAAAUUGACCGUUCUGAUCUACUCAGGGUGCAAUGUCGGAGUCAUCCUGGCCAUGUUGAUAACCGGCUGGAUUUCGUCCUCGGUAUAUGGGUGGCCGCUGGUUUUUUACCUAUUCGGAGCCACCACCAUCGUAUGGUGCAUCGCGUGGUUCUUUUUGGGGUACGACAGUCCGGCGAAACAUCCUCGAAUCGGCGUAGCCGAAAAGCACUACAUUAUGGAGGCUUUGGAACAUUGCGAAGAGGAAAUGAGCGACUCCAACUUGCCGAUAAGGCAAAUUUUGACUUCGCUUCCGUUUUGGGCGCUCGCCAUUUGCAACAUCGGCAACACCUGGGGAAUCACUCUGUUCGACUUGGAGGUCCCCACCUAUCUCCAGAAGGUCCUGGGCUUCGACAUUAAGACGAACGGCAUUAUUUCAUCCUUGCCCCAAAUCACCCAGCUGGGACUUUCGCUGGUGUUUGCCCCAGUAACCGACUACAUUGUGGAGAAAAAGGUCAUCUCUCUGAUGAACUGCCGCAGACUAUUCCAAGUUUUAGGUUCCUUGGUGCCGGCAGCCACCCUAGUGUGGCUGGCAUUCAUCAGCAAAUCCCAGGCAACACUGAUAAUCAUCCUACUGAACGUUAUAAUCGGUUUAACAGUCUUCUUGUACAAUGGCUCCUAUAUAAACCAUGUGGAUAUUUCCCCAAAAUACGCCGGACUGAUGCUGGGGAUGGAAAAUAGUAUAUCGCAAAUGGUGGGAUUAACUGGGCCCAUUUUCGUGCAAUACAUGGUGCCAGAUUUGAGCGACAUUCUCCUUUGGAGGAACGUGUUUCUUCUAGUGUCUGUGAUAACCGCUACUACUGCGACAUUCUUUAUGAUUUUCGGAUCGGCCAAGAUCCAGUGGUGGAACUCAUGGAGUGCUUCGAAUGCAGAGGCCGAGCAAUGCACUUUGAGCGCACCGAUUAUAGAAAAUAAAGUAUGAUAUAUGGACA
Messenger RNA from Dendroctonus ponderosae (mountain pine beetle), 1052 nucleotides. Its product is annotated as putative inorganic phosphate cotransporter. NCBI's taxonomy places the organism in Eukaryota, Metazoa, Arthropoda, Insecta, Coleoptera, Curculionidae. The record is from RefSeq and is a predicted model, not a curated record. Gene Ontology annotation, molecular function: transmembrane transporter activity. Gene Ontology annotation, biological process: monoatomic anion transport; transmembrane transport. Gene Ontology annotation, cellular component: plasma membrane.